CCUCACAGAUCCUCGGGGGAUGGAGCUGACGUGUCACCUACUAGACUGGUUGUCGGUGGCCCUGGACUCCGUGACGCAGAUAGUCUCGCCACCGGCCACUUGGCCGAGGGCUCACAUGCUUGUCAGCUACCUCUGCCUGAGUGGCGUGGCCCGCGCGGACACCGUGGAAGAGGUUCACGACGGGCUCCACACGCUGCUCACUGUCUGCUGUAUGCUGUGCAAGCCACGCGUGGAGGACGUCAACAAUAUCAACAAUAGCCCAGAGCGCUUAGCGGCAGCUCAAUCCCUCCACGUAGCCCUAGGAAAAGGCUUGUGCGGGGCGCGCGCCGACUUUUGCGCACUCUUUAGUGGGGCGGAGGUGGUCGCGCGAGACUUCGUUCGCGCUGCCAGGACCGGCCAUUUGCUGCGGGUCAUGGCCGAGCUGGAUCAUCAGCUGGUGCAGGAGUCGUUCAUGGAAGGCGGGUGGGGCCUGGAGUUCCGUGCCGCGGUGCAGCGCCUGCUUACCCAGCACGCGCCCAGCGAGAAGGAGGCACCGAGAACUAACCCUUGCAUGCAACAACCCAAGUUGGACGAGGCGCUGGCGGAAAACAUGGUGAUUGACCUGGUCGUUCUCAUCGGGUACCUGGUCGUGAACAACCCACUGCUGCAGGAGACAGUCUGCUCAGGAUGGAGCGUGGUCCGCAUGCUGUGCACGCUGCCGGCCAACUGGCUGGUAUCAGGCGAGCACUCUGCCGCGCUGCUGCCUACGCUUGCGGCCCUGGCGGCGCACCCGCCGGCCGCCGCCGUCAUACGCGCCGACCUCAGCAUGGAGAUGCUGCAGAACUACUUGGAGAGCGAAGAUGCUCAGAAACUGAAGCUAGUCCACCUCAUCAAGCAGGGCCGCGCCAGGAAGCCGCCUGGUAAGAAAUAAGCACAUUGACGCGUACCGUACGUAUGCACGCAUUCGCUUCAUGUACCGUUAAGGGCGUCUAUCUACUUUUGAGUAGCAGGCGAUUUAAGAGCCCCUAUAUACGAUAUUGCCGUACCAUGACUAGAAGCAUUUCUAUUUGAUUUUAUGAUUUUAUACCUGACGGUUGCCAACGAAACUUUUACUGUGUAGCAGGAUUGUCGCCUCUAAUUUAAAUUGAAUAGAGUGUAGACAUAAUUGGAAAACUUCAUGAUGAUCACAGUUUUGGUAUUUCUAUGUAUCAAGUAUCAAACAAAGCUUCUACCUGCUAAAUGAAUGAGGGUUAGAGACUGCACCCUCCGAGGUAUCAACUGAUUAUGUAAUUUAAUUAGUCUUUAACUUCCUGACUUUGUUGUUAAAUUUCCGGAAAAAAUAUUGCCCAAACUAUAGAAAUGGAUUAAAUCGCGUAUAAUGAAUUUAAAAUACAACCCGAUAUUCGAACCGAACCCUUUACAGCGUCCGUGGUCAACGGGUGAUUUAAUUCGUUUCCAUAGUUUUAUUUCAUAAAUAAUUAUCGCGAUAACCGAAGAGAAUAUUAAUUACCCACAAGUUACUGAAGUAACUUGUGGGUAAAUAUAUGUAGGUAUAUGUGGUGCGGUUAAUAUUAAAAUUCAAGUUAAAAGGAAUUAAAAUUAUUCUAAGGGCCUAUUUACACAUUGAU
Molecule: messenger RNA, 1607 nt
Organism: Cydia splendana
Lineage: Eukaryota; Metazoa; Arthropoda; Insecta; Lepidoptera; Tortricidae
Exons: 7
Coding region: 20-910 (296 amino acids)
Source: RefSeq, a predicted model, not a curated record